AUGUUCAAGACCAGCUACCUGCGCGAGGUGCGCAAGGAAAAGUAUGAGCGCUCAGAUGUCUUUGAAGAGGAACCCGAGGACUCUGAAACCUCUGCAGGCAUCUCAGCCAUCCAGGGUUGGGAGAGUCUCCAGGAGCUCAACAGCCGCUUUGCCCGGUACAUCAACAGGGCUCGAGUCCUGGAGCAGCGCAACGCCGUGUUCCGCAAGCAGCUGGAGACGUUGCAGCGGAUGGAAGAGGCCAGCGGUCUGGAGGAGGCCUUCACAGAGCAGAUCGAUGUCAACAGGCAACGCAUCCACGAGCUGUCCUCGGACCGUGCCAAACUGGACCGAGAGCUGAAGGAUGCUUGCCGCAUGCUGGAUGAAUUCACCAGCAAAUAUAGAAAUGAAUGUGACUAUCAAGAACAGCUCCGGGGCACGCUGGAACAGUUAAACAAGGAAGCUGACAGUGCUCUUCUAAGAAACCUGGAGUUCCAGAUCCAAUCACAGUUCUUGCAGGACGACAUCAACUCCACCAGAGAUAGACACAAGAAGAACCUCGCAGAGAUCCAGACCUAUGUAAACAUUUUGCAGCAAAUCAACCAGACACUUCCCCUUGUUCCCAAUGUGUCAGUGGGCAUCUCCGAGGAGAAGCUGCUGGCUCAGAGGAAAGUGCCGGGGCUGCAGAGUCAGCUGGAGGAAUACAAGAGCGCCCUCUGUCAGCUGCAGGCCCAGAAACUGCGCCUACAGACCGAGACUACUAUGUUGGAUCAAGCCAUCAAAAACACACAGGAGAGUUAUGACGAUGAGAUCCAGAUGUACAACGAGCAAAUCGAAUCUCUGCGAAAGGAGAUUGAGGAAGCUGAGAGGUCACUGGAAAAGUUCACCAGUGAAUGUCGCCACCUGGCCAUGUACCAGACGUCUCUUGAGAAUGAGCUGGAGAGGUACAAGAGGAUCAUCGAGAACGAAGAUAACAGGUUGAAUUCAGCGAUAAUUGGCACUCCCAUUACCCUGUUCACCACUAAUUACCGCUACACUCACACACCCACUGCAUCAAGCAAGGGGAGAGAUAUCACCCAGGCUAUCCAAGAUAUCACCAGCAUCAAGCCACGCCAGAAGAUCCUGGCCAAGAAGGUCCUUAAGAAGAAAGAGCUGACCCCGAAAGAUGUGAUAGACAGUGGCCAAGAGGAAAGAAAUGGGGGAGCCCAUGGAGAGACUCCAGAUGAAGAAACAAAGGGGAUCCCAUCAGAGCAAGUGCAGGAGGAGAGGGUGAAGAGACAAGAGCAGAGACCUGUUCUCACUGGAGUGUCUCCACAGGAUGUCCCAGAUGGAGCUCAGAUCAGCAAAGCCUUUGACACUCUUUGUAACAUCGUCAGAGACAGAAUGAGGAAGUACAAGAAACCUGAGCCAAUCGCUGACUUCUACACCAAGGGUCGUUACGUCCUUGUCACCGGCGACGGCAGCUACUCAGAUCCCUGUUUCUGUACCUCCACACCAUCAGCCGGCCACAUUUACGUCACUAUCAACAAUGGAAUGACGUCUCCCUAUGAGCCUUAUGGGCGCAGUACACCCCCCCCUCCACCUCCUCAGCCCAUGGUAGGUCCCAGGCCUCUCACUCCCACCCGGCCCGCUAAUGCAGGAGGAAAGGAUGAUAAUAAGGGCGGAAGAGGUAAGGACAAUGGAGGAAAAGGUAAGCAAAAGAGCGGAGAGCCUCAGCCUCAGCCUCAGCCUCAGCCUAAAGAUCCGAACCCAGUCCCUCCACCCACUGGACCAAACUCCGGCCCUAAAGAUCCCACUCCAGCUGCCGAUCAGUCCAAGAAAAACAGGGAUGACAAUGGCCCAAGCGGGCCCACUCCAAAGCCAGCUCCUCGUGGUGCCAGCACCAGCUCCAGCUCCAGUUCCAGCACUACCACCAGCACCAGCACUAGCACCAGCACCAGCUCUGGCAGCUACACCCCAGACGCCAUGAGCUAUGAGAAGGUGGAAGUGGUGGAGUCUGUGGAGAAGUUCUCCAAUGGCCACAAGGUUAAAGGUUAUGAAGAGACUUCCAUGGUGGUGGAGACCAUGAUCGAGAAGUCCAGCAAGAAGAAACAUUGAAACCACGUAACCUGACAUGAAGAGUCAGUAAACUCCACCAGGGUCCUAAAUGGUCCAGGUCCUCAAACAAGGAGACAAUACUGAUGUUAGUAUCAGACCACAUAAAUACCACUGUUCCUCAAACUACUGUAUUAAGACCAGUGUUUUGUCUCUGAGGGAGACCAACUAUGCUUAAAGACCAUCUACACAUUCCUGCUCUGAUAUUCGAUGCUCUUCCAUUUGCUUGCAGUCUCUGGUCUUGCGUCCAGAAUACGUUUUGCUGGUUCCAUAAGUACUGCUGUUGUUGUUCGACUUCAUGCCCAUGAUCAUGCUAUGAGUCCUUUACUGUCUGAAAACUUGGGAGAAUGAAAAACGAAGCUCCAUGCCACCAAUAAAAAUCAUAAGAAAAACAUAUAAAAAACUGAGAAGUUGUGCCACCCUUCUGAACUCUGUCUUAGAAUUCCAACUUUCCCCUUUGAGCUCAUUUGUUCAAUUGGAUGCCUCUGCCUGCCCUCAGCACAAUUUUGCUGUGUAUUAAUUUGCUUUGAUAUAUUGAAUAAUAAAAAAGAUUAAAUCAUCAAAAUACCUUGUGCAGUUUGAUUUUGGACAGACACUGUGUAUCAAGCACCUCACACACUUACUUGAUAGGUCAUAAAACCACUAAUGCAUGUGUAUAUAUGGGCACAAAAAUGUUAAUAAUAAUAAUUACUCCUUGGCUUUUAAAAAAGCAUCUAUAUUUUUGGUGUUCUUAACAGUUUACAGAUGGUUGUCACAGUAUCCUUCUGGGUUAAGAGUUCUUAUUUCAAAUGCUGCAGCAUCCAUGAAAAACUCAUGCAUUAUUUAUGUGACCUUGAAGUCACAGUGUCCUUUGCAUUUACAGUAGUAUGAUCCAACCUGUCUCCAGAAAGGAGAAUGGUUAAAGAGAGAUAAAGAGUUGGAGGAAGAAAAACACAAGGAUGAUCUCAGAUAUAGAAGAUGACAUGAGCAACAAUGUCAGAGAUGAUUAGUGAGAUAGAUAAGAAACAUUUGACCUGAUUAAGCUACAAUAAGCUGCUUAAAACAAAAUAUGUUUUAAUAUUGAAAGUCCAAAGGCAAGAAGGUAGUGAAUGAAAAGAAAACAGGACAGAGUGAAUGGAACUCUACACCAAAAAAAUAAAUGUAUUACAAUCAAGUUGGUGUUUGUGAUAGUUUGGUAUAUUUAGACGAAUGAGAUAAUGGUUGCGAUAAUUAGUAGUCCCCCUUGCCAUUGCUGUAGAGUUCCUAAAAUGUAUUACUGUCUAAUAAACCAUGUUUCCGUCUGUUCCACUAAUUGUGUUUUUGUUAAGCUUUCCCUCUUUUUGCCAUUAAGAGAUGUUGUUUUUGUUCUCUGGUCUUAAACCUACAUUAAACAAGUUAAAUGACAUAUUAUAACCAUUUAAGCUGAUAUGGCAAACGGUUGCUUACUUAGACAUCCAGCAAUGCGACACAAUAUUAGAAUUCAUUUGGAGUCUUUGGAGCCACCUAAUAAAGGCAAUCCGAACAUUUAUUCUACUUUUAGCUCUACAUCUAGCUCACUAGAAAAUAUCUGCCUAAAUACUCCACAGCGUUCAGCAGUCUGUCCUUUGGUGUAGCUCAGGAAGCGUGUAGUGGGUUUUUGGAGCGUUUUUGCUGACAACAGCGCCCUGAAAUGAUUCUGAUGAGAGCAGUGACAGUGAACCAAACCGGUAAAGUUGUGUGUCGUGAAGCAAAAACACUGAAACACUAAAGCAUAGAGCUGAGGGGAACUGCAGAAUGAGGUGACAAUUUUGUCUGUUCGUCACUAUAUAUAUUUAUUGAUUAUAGCUACUUUAAAGAUCAUGGCUGGGAUCAUUUGUCGUCUCUGCUGUGAUGUUGCAAGAAAGUUUCUAAAGAUUAAGCACAUUUCUCAUAAAAUACGUUUCCCUCUGUUUCACAGAGUACAUUUUUGCCAUAAAGUAACUGUCCCUGUCCUUCUCUUCCAGCCAGAUGGCAGCAGACAUUCUCUAAAUGCAAUGAGACCAAUUCUUCUCAGAUUUAUAGUCAAUGCAUUAUUGAAAAUUGAUAUGACAGUGAUUUACUGAUGCUACAUGUAGAAAAAAACGUGUAAAGUGAAGAGUACCUUGGCUCAGGCUCCACUUUUUAGAGAGCAUUCUCCCUUUAUUGAACAGCACAGUACACAAUGAAAGAAACGGGAAAAAAAGCGGGUAUGUUAGGGUUAGGUAGAUUGCAGGGCCAGGGUGCUGCUUGUGCUCUUCCUUUCAGAAUAUAUUAUUAUUACUCCAAAUUCUCUGUUUUUCCCUAAAAAAGUUUUGGGGCAUUGAAAUGACAGAGAAUGCUACUUUUACUCAGCAUGUUCAGUGUCGUGUUGUAAAUCACUCAAGUGCUUUAAUAAACAGCUGAAUAGAUUUAUUAUAGUAUACGUCAAAGAUUAUGAAAUAUGAACUGAGGACCACAGGCUGCAAAAUGAAUUACACAUUCCUUUCCUUGUUUAUAUAAACAGUGCAUGUCACAAAAAUAUAAACAGAAAGAAGUAUCACUGCUCUGUUUGCAAGAUAUUAAACUUUAAGUAGAAUGACACAGAAAAUCAUUUACAGUCACAAACUGUAUAACAGUUGGCAGAAGAGAGGUGCAGGGCAGUUAAAGCAAGAGCAUGAAAGAGUGGAUUAUAUUUGGUUUAUGUACAGUUCUGUAGAGUGUAAAAAUUCAGGUGAUAUAGUUUGCUUUCUCUAUGUAGAACAGAUUAUCGAAGGUUACACUUUUAAUCAUGGUUGGAUUACAAGAAACAUUCAUUGAAGGUUGGGGGCUAAUUGAAAUACUUGAUAACAAAAAGCAGAGUGAAGAGGGGAAGAGAG
Seriola aureovittata is the source of this 4901-nucleotide messenger RNA. Its product is annotated as filensin. Gene Ontology annotation, cellular component: cytoplasm; intermediate filament. Gene Ontology annotation, molecular function: structural constituent of eye lens. Lineage: Eukaryota; Metazoa; Chordata; Actinopteri; Carangiformes; Carangidae. The transcript is spliced from 8 exons. The record is from RefSeq and is a predicted model, not a curated record. Gene Ontology annotation, biological process: lens fiber cell development. The coding region runs from base 1 to 2073 and encodes 690 amino acids.